CAGCAGUGGGUCCAGUCACUAGAAAGACAGCAUCUCCUCCUUCGAGCUCUGCUGCCGCCGCCGCUGUUGGCCCUUGUGCAUCUAAGGAUAACUUGUCAUCCUUUCUAUUGUCUUGCUCUUUUCGGGACUAACACCAUGGGGAGAUUAGAUACGCUUCGGCAGUUUAAUUUGAUGAAAUGGCUCAGAGAGGAGAGACAAUCGAGGAAACUGAGUCUCUUCAUUGUUUUCGUCGCUCUCCUCUUGGAUAACAUGCUGCUGACUGUAGUCGUUCCCAUCAUUCCCAGCUACCUCUACAAUCUGGAUGAGUCAACAGAUGUGGUGUUGAAGAACGACACCCUGUCACAGCAGGCUCCUGCAGGAGCCUUCCACAGCAUCGUGUCCUUAUACGACAACACCAUGAGGUCUUCGGGCCCCAACACCACAGCUAGGUCUACUGCCCCCCCUACUGCUACAGAGCUGCCAAAGAACUCUUCCGAUUGCCCCCAGUCCACCACCAUGCUGCUUAAUGAGAAUGUCAAAGUGGGACUGCUGUUCGCCUCCAAGGCCACCGUACAGCUGAUUAUCAAUCCUUUCAUAGGGCCGCUCACAAACAGAAUAGGAUACCAACUUCCCUUAUUCGCCGGCUUCUGUAUCAUGUUCGUCUCUACUAUCAUGUUCGCCUUCUCAUCGAGCUACGCUCUGCUGUUUCUGGCCAGAUCGCUUCAAGGUGUAGGCUCCUCCUGCUCAUCUGUGGCCGGGAUGGGAAUGCUUGCGAGUGUGUACACAGACGAUGAGGAGAGAGGUCACGCCAUCGGGAUCGCCCUGGGUGGUCUGGCAAUGGGAGUGUUAAUUGGACCCCCAUUCGGCAGUGUGAUGUAUGAGUUUGUUGGGAAGACCGCUCCUUUCCUGAUUCUGGCUUUCCUGGCUUUGUUUGAUGGAGCUCUGCAGCUCUUUGUUCUUCAGCCCACCAAGGUGGAACCAGAGAGUCAGAAGGGGACCUCGCUGUUCACACUAAUGAAGGAUCCAUACAUUCUAAUUGCAGCUG
Messenger RNA from Cottoperca gobio, 1024 nucleotides. RefSeq names its product synaptic vesicular amine transporter-like. Gene Ontology annotation, molecular function: xenobiotic transmembrane transporter activity; serotonin:sodium:chloride symporter activity. The annotation marks the transcript as partial. NCBI's taxonomy places the organism in Eukaryota, Metazoa, Chordata, Actinopteri, Perciformes, Bovichtidae. The transcript has 9 exons. Gene Ontology annotation, cellular component: terminal bouton; synaptic vesicle membrane. Gene Ontology annotation, biological process: transmembrane transport; aminergic neurotransmitter loading into synaptic vesicle; xenobiotic transport. The record is from RefSeq and is a predicted model, not a curated record.